Messenger RNA from Mytilinidion resinicola, 543 nucleotides. RefSeq lists its product as uncharacterized. Bases 1 to 543 code for a protein of 180 amino acids. The transcript is spliced from 6 exons. NCBI's taxonomy places the organism in Eukaryota, Fungi, Ascomycota, Dothideomycetes, Mytilinidiales, Mytilinidiaceae. The record is from RefSeq and is a predicted model, not a curated record.
AUGGAUUCUGUGAAAAAAGGUUGUCGAGCGGAUCGCCUCCGUAUGCCCAUUGUCGUCAGACAGUACCCUCAAGUUGGUUGCGAUCGGAGCAGGCAAGACUAUGGUAUGGAAACAGAGAAUGCAAGCAGGGCGACGACGGGUUCCUACGCCGCCACCACUCGCGGGAGACUCAGACCAGCUGACUGCCCGGAAGCCGGGUCUUGGAACUCGCCGGCGAUUAACACGCAGGCUGCCAGCGGGAGAGAAUUUGGGGUGCAGCAUGACCAGCAUUCUCGCUUAGUGGCGAGCAAGUCGUGGUUGGUGUGCUACUGGGGGCCUGCGUUCGAGGGACGUACCCCGCGAGAGAGCGACCGCUGCUCGCCGUUUCUGCGGACAGGGUGGCCGCCAAUCGAGCUGGCUGCGAAUCACAGAUGCCAGCAGCUGGUGCACGGGUUCACCGACAGUAUGGGUCAGCAGCAGAAGCGUGUGGUGGUCGAGGAAGAGGUCUUGAUUCGCAGAUACCGUUCGACUGAUCCCGGAAUGUCUGGGGCCCAGGCAUGGUAA